This is a messenger RNA of Podarcis raffonei (Aeolian wall lizard), 1368 nucleotides long. RefSeq names its product oocyte zinc finger protein XlCOF6-like. The record is from RefSeq and is a predicted model, not a curated record. The transcript has 2 exons. Lineage: Eukaryota; Metazoa; Chordata; Lepidosauria; Squamata; Lacertidae. The coding region runs from base 352 to 1350 and encodes 332 amino acids. Gene Ontology annotation, biological process: regulation of transcription by RNA polymerase II. Gene Ontology annotation, molecular function: RNA polymerase II cis-regulatory region sequence-specific DNA binding; DNA-binding transcription factor activity, RNA polymerase II-specific.
UAGGCAUAGUCCAACUGAGGCAAAGUAUAAGUUUAUAUUCCCUAUGCACACGUUCCCUCCCUCGUCUCCCCAUUGGUUGGGUGCCACAAGGUUUUCCUUCCCCCAAUUAUCAAAUAACAGACAAGAGGGUGAGCGUCAAGAGAAACUUCUCCUUCCUCCUCAGAGUUGCCUCCACUUCCGGCUUCACCAGCAGAGAUAAUUUCCCGGCUUGCAAAGGAGGGAGGGGAGGAGGCGGGAAGCGAGGCUGCGGAGGCGGAGGAGGGGGCUGCUUCCUCAUUAAGGCUCCUAAUUAAGCGCCCUCACUCCCUGCCUCCCACGCGGGGGCUCCCAUUCCCGCCCCCCCUGCCCAGGAUGUCGGGUGAGGAAGAUGAUGGCCAGAAUUCUAUGGAGCCACCUGUGAAUUCAUUGGGAAGAUCAAAGAAACAGUUUAAAUGCAUGGAAUGUGGGAUGUGUUUUAGUCACAGUGGAAGACUGAGGACACAUCAACGAAUUCACACAGGGGAGAAACCAUUUGAAUGUAUUGAAUGUGGAAAGAGCUUCAGUGGAAGUGGAGCUCUUAGAAAACAUCAACAAACUCACAUAGGCGAUAAACCAUUUGAAUGUAUUGAAUGUGCAAAGAACUUCAGUGGAAGUGGGGACCUUAGAAGACACCAACGAACUCACACGGGGGAGAAACCAUUUGAAUGUAUUGAAUGUGGAAAGAGCUUCAGUGAAAGUAGAGCACUAAGAAAACAUCAACGAACUCACACGGGGGAGAAACCAUUUAAAUGUAUAGAAUGUGGAAAGAGCUUCAGUCAAUAUGGACACCUUAGAAUACACCAACGAACUCAAACGGGGGAGAAACCAUUUGAAUGUAUUGAAUGUGGAAAUCGCUUCAGUCAAAAUGGAACACUUAGAAGCCAUCAACGAACUCACACAGGGGAGAAACCAUUUAAAUGUAUUGAAUGUGGAAAGAGCUUCAGUGGAAGUGGAGACCUUAGAAGACACCAACGAACUCACAUGGGGGAGAAACCAUUUAAAUGUAUUGAAUGUGGAAAGAGCUUCAGUAGAAGUGAACACCUUAGAAUACACCAACAAACUCACACAGGGGAGAAACCAUUUAAAUGUAUUGAAUGUGGAAAGAGCUUCAGUGAAAAUGGAUACCUUAGAAGCCAUCAACGAACUCACACAGGGGAGAAACCAUUUAAAUGUAUUGAAUGUGGAAGUGCUUCUGUCAAAAUGGAACACUUAGAAGCCAUGAACGAACUCACACGGGAGAAACCAUUUAAAUGUUUUGAAUGUGGAAAGAGCUUCAGUCAAAAUGGACACCUUAGGAAACAUCAACGAACUCACACGGGAGAAACCAUUUAAAUGUACAGAAUGUGGAAA